This is a messenger RNA of Falco peregrinus (peregrine falcon), 2264 nucleotides long. RefSeq names its product BAR/IMD domain containing adaptor protein 2 like 2 (gene BAIAP2L2). The record is from RefSeq and is a predicted model, not a curated record. NCBI's taxonomy places the organism in Eukaryota, Metazoa, Chordata, Aves, Falconiformes, Falconidae. Gene Ontology annotation, biological process: positive regulation of actin filament polymerization; plasma membrane organization; actin filament bundle assembly. Gene Ontology annotation, cellular component: cytosol; nucleoplasm. The coding region runs from base 169 to 1656 and encodes 495 amino acids. Gene Ontology annotation, molecular function: protein binding. The transcript is spliced from 14 exons.
CAUUCCCUUUGUACCGUGUCUGUGUCUUCCUGCUGCCCUUCCUUACCAGUGACGGGCUCUUUCCAUCCAGCCGCUGUGGAGAAGCAGAGUCCUCUGGGCCAGUACAGCAUCUUGUGCUCUCCUCCUUUGCUCCUUGUUUCUCUGCGGGAGAGGGAAAAGGCUCCAGAUAUGGACUUGUCCUACAGAACCACCAUCUCCAUCUACAAGAGUAUCCUGGAGCAGUUCAACCCUGCGCUGGAGAACCUGGUGUACCUCGGGAACAACUACCUGCGUGCUUUCCACGCAUUAUCCAAAGCUGCUGAAGUGUAUUUUAAGGCGAUAGAGAAGAUUGGGGAGCAAGCGCUGCAGAGCUCCACCUCACACAUGCUGGGUGAAAUUCUGAUGCAGAUGUCUGACACACAGAGACUCCUGAGCUCUGAUUUGGAAGUUGUGGCUCAGACCUUCCAUGUGGACCUGCUGCAGCACAUGGAGAAGAACACUAAAAUGGACGUGCAGUUCAUCAGUGAGAGCCAGAAGCAGUAUGAGCUGGAGUACCAGCGCAGAGCCACCAACCUGGAUAAGUGCAUGGCAGAGCUGUGGAGAAUGGAGAGGGCCCGUGAUAAAAACGUCCGGGAGAUGAAGGAGAAUGUGAUGCGACUGUGCUCAGAGAUGCAGGUGUUUGUCUCUGAGAGCCAGAGGGAGGCUGAGCUGGAGGAGAAACGUCGCUACCGCUUCCUGGCUGAAAAGCAUCAGAUGCUCUACAAUACUCUCCUCCAGUUUUACAGCAGGGCUCGGGGCAUGAUCCAGACUAAGGCACCACAGUGGAAGGAGCAGCUGGAGGCCAGCCGCAACCCCUCGAAUAGCCACUCACAGGGUCUUCUCGCAGCCUCCCACAGUCAGGGGUAUCCAUCAGGCCGGCUCACCCCUACCCACCUCGAGAUGCCCCAGAGACCCCUUGAGGACUUUUCUUCUCCCAUAACUGGGAGUAGAUCCAGCGUCUUCUCUGCAGAGCCUCCAGAAAUGAGACUGUCUCCUCAACCAGAGCCCCCCAGGUGGCCAUUGCGGAGGACACCAUCAGCUAGUUUGCUCCCUACUGGCCGUACCUCCCGUUCAGGUUCCUUUGGUGAGGCCAGCAGCGGCAGCGAAGGCAGGAGGAGGAGCAGCACAGCGAGAGUGCAAGCUAUCGUGCCCCACACGACUGGUGUCAACCGGACCCUGCUACGGUUUGACCCCGGGGAUGUCAUCACGGUGCUGAUGCCAGAUGCGCAGAACGGCUGGCUGUAUGGCAAGCUGGAGGGCUCAUCCACAUGCGGCUGGUUCCCUGAAGCUUAUGUCAAGCCUCUGGAGGAUGCAAGAGAGAUGGAAGAGCCAACCACCAGGUCCUUCCCACUGCGAAGUAGUCACAGUAUGGAUGACAUCCUGGACCGUCCCAGCACUCCUUCCUCUAGCAAUUACUGGCCUGCUGCGGCCCAGCCCAGUUUGCCAAACCCACCUCCCCUCUCAGUGGGUGCCAGCAGUCACCAGACUGGGGUAGCCACGCCAGUCAGUUCUGGCUCCAAGAAAUCAGGAGUAUUUGACCGGCCCCCUGAACUCUUCCCACGAGGUACCAACCCCUUUGCCACAGUCAAGCUGCGUCCCACAGUCACCAAUGACCGCUCAGCACCCAUCAUCCGAUGAAGUGGGGCUGCAGACAGUGGAGAAUUUCAGCAGAGAAGGGGGAGGCAUAAAAGUGACAUGCUGUGACGCCCAGCUGGGCAGCAACCUUGUGCUACCACUCAUGAAGUGACCUCUCUUUUCCACUGCCUUACCUCCAGGACAUUGGGACCCAUCUCACCUGGCUGUCUGGCAUACUUAAGCCAGCAGCAGAUCCCUGCUGCUUUUUUUCUAUCACCCCCUGUCCCCCCUCCCCGUGUGAUGUUACCAUACUUGCAUGGGAGAUGUCUGGUGUCACUGGUGCUGGUGGCCAGGAGAGGGGAUGCUGCUGGUGUGGGAGGUGGAGGGACAGAUGGGUGAGAUCAUGGAGCACAUGGGGCAGAACUAGCAGGAUGGCAAAGGUGAAGCUUUGCUAGCCUGGCUGUGAGCAGAGAAGGACGUCUCGCCAAACAGUCCCUUUGGCAACCAUGUCUGUCUGUAGUCCCAUCUGCCCCUUCCUUUACCGGGCAGCCUGGGGCAAGGCAGGGGCAGGUGACAGUGCUGUCACUGCCCUGCUCUUUCCCCUGUUGUCCUGUGGAAAAGAUUUGUGGUUUGUUUGUUUUUUUAAUAAAAUGGAGAACACCACUUCUGUA